Molecule: messenger RNA, 1418 nt
Organism: Vitis vinifera (wine grape)
Lineage: Eukaryota; Viridiplantae; Streptophyta; Magnoliopsida; Vitales; Vitaceae
Exons: 4
Coding region: 330-1124 (264 amino acids)
Biological process (GO): rRNA base methylation
Cellular component (GO): cytoplasm
Molecular function (GO): rRNA (uridine-N3-)-methyltransferase activity
Source: RefSeq, a predicted model, not a curated record
GCUAAGCAUCGUUUCUCUCUUGUCAUUCUUCUUUUUCUUCUUCCAAAAUUUUUGGGGUCCUUGCUUUGGGCGUCAACCUUGCCUGUCUUUCUUCCUCCCUUCCUUCUCCUGAAAUUUGCUUCACGUUGAGCUUAUUUUAAUGUGAGUUUCUGUCUGGCAUUGUUUGUUUGCUCAGGUAUAUGAAUGUAGUUUUGAAGGCUUGAAGGCUUGACCUUACAUAUUCUGCGCAUAUGUGCAUCCCUGAAUCCUUGACGUUUGGUUUGUCUUUUUCGGGAACACGAAAUCCAUAAAUUUUACUACCUCCCACAAACACAGUUGGAGAGGGAGAUAUGAAGAGAACGAAGAAGAAAGAGAGAUGGAUACAGCACUACAGCAGCUUUCAGAAGAUACUGCUUGUGGGUGAAGGCGACUUUUCAUUCUCAGCUUGUUUAGCUAGACAGUUUGGUUCUGCUGUUAACAUGGUUGCCACUUCACUCGACCCUCAAGAGAUAGUGUAUGCUAAGCAUUGGAGCUGUGCAACACAUUUGCAAGAACUAAAAAGAUUAGGAUGUCGAGUUCUGCAUGAAGUUGAUGUGAAAGAAAUGAACAGACAUCCCACCUUAAUAAACAUGGAAUUUGAUGUUAUCGUCUUUAACUUCCCUCAUGCUGGCCAUUUCCCAGGGUUAUGUGAAAGAAAUGUCAAACUCAUCAAGAUGCACAGAGAGAUUCUGAAGGCAUUCUUUAAGAGUGCGAGUGAUAUGCUGAGCAGUGGAGGGGAAGUUCAUGUCACACACAGAGAUGACUAUCCCUAUAAUAUAUGGAAGGUGGAGAAACUAGCCAACGGAGCGGGUCUUUAUUUGAAAGAGAAAGUAGAAUUCCAAAAGAAGGACUACCCUGGGUAUCAUAACAAGAGAGGCGGUGCUAUCGGUAGUAACAAAACAUUCCCUCUCAAAGACUGCUAUACCUUCAAAUUCUCUGUUGGUACUUGGGAAAGCGAAGAAGAAGAAGAUGAAGAAGAUGAUGACGAUUAUGAUUACAAGUACAAUGAUGAUGUUGAUGAUGAUGAGGACACUACAUCUAGUGGAAGUCUCGGUGAUGAAAUUGGAUGGAUAUUACCUGUGAUGAAACGUCUGCAUAUUAAGUGAGUAUACAACUAAGGUGCGGUUUUGGUACUCUGGGUGGCUGAAGAAAGGAAAAGCUGAUAGAAUAAAUAUGGACCUAUAUUAUAUUAAACAUUGUCGGGAUUUAGCUAUCCAUAUAUAUACGAUUUCUAUUUGAUCAAGAGUAUGGGCCACUGUAGAGCCCAACGCUAUCACAGACCUUAAAUGAUGGAGCCUAAAACUCGUGAGGCCCAAUAGCCAAAGGGUAUGGUCCCUAAGGCAGGAGGGUAUAAAUCCAAGUGUCAGUUUCUUGUAUGAUAACAACAUUUUGAAACAAAA